Messenger RNA from Scheffersomyces amazonensis, 834 nucleotides. It is a transcript of the gene HAC1, whose product is annotated as transcription factor. Gene Ontology annotation, molecular function: DNA-binding transcription factor activity, RNA polymerase II-specific. The coding region runs from base 1 to 834 and encodes 277 amino acids. NCBI's taxonomy places the organism in Eukaryota, Fungi, Ascomycota, Pichiomycetes, Serinales, Debaryomycetaceae. The record is from RefSeq and is a predicted model, not a curated record. The transcript has a single exon. Gene Ontology annotation, biological process: positive regulation of transcription by RNA polymerase II.
AUGUUGACGAGUGAUUCAUCAAAUUCAAUUCCUACUGAUCUCAACUUCAAAACAUCUUUGCCUCCAAGAAAGAGAGCAAAGACUAAAGAAGAGAAAGAACAACGUAGAGUUGAAAGAAUUCUUCGUAAUAGAAGAGCUGCUCAUGCUUCACGUGAGAAGAAGAGAAAGCAUGUUGAAUACCUUGAAUCUUAUGUACUUAAAUUAGAAGCUAAUUUACAAUCUUUAACUACUAAUUUUAAUCUGGUCUCUGGUUUAUUAUCAUCUGAUCAAUUAAGUUCAAUUAAAUUAAUUGAUUUACAAGAUGUCGAAGAUUUAAAACAAAAGAUUCACCAAAAUUUAAAUAGUUCGGCUGCUUCUUUUACUGCUGGUAAUGGUUCAUCUUCGAAAAGAAAAAUUGAUGAUGAUGACGAAGAAGAAUUAGAUGAUGACUUAGAUGAAGAAGAAUCAACUAAUAAUACAACUAGUUCUGCUACUCCUGUACCUACUACUGUAAAAAGUGAAGAUACUACUUCUGCAAAAAUAACACCAUCCCCUCAAUUCCAAUAUAAGAAAAUAAAACUUGAAUCUCAAGAACCAGAAUUAUCCCAAGGAUUAAUUCAACCAAAUGAAAAUAUAAAUAAUACUUAUUAUAAUUAUUUAAGUCCAGUAUCUAUGAAUUCUCCAAUGAAUUCUCCAAUUGACUUAACCUUAUCUAAACAAUAUCAACAACAAUAUCAAUUACUCAACCUUGAUUCUAAUGUUCCUUCAUUGACUUCUGCUUAUGAAAUGGGGCAAAAUUCAGAAGUAAUUUUGUCCGCAUUGUCAAACUACUGUCCUUCAGUUAUUAUCGUGUGA